AUGCCACUGUCGCUGCCACCUCAGGGCGACCACGGGCAGUCCAGUCCGUCCAGGACCCCCAAGAAGCACGCCUCCUUCCAUAUCUGGCGCUCCAAGAAGAAACAGCAGCCUCCGCGGUCUGACUGUGGGGUGUUCAUUCCGCACCCGCCCCCGGCGUCCCUCGGCGAGGCCAGAGCUUUGGAGGUAGUGGAUGGAGGCCAUGUGGCUGGAGAGUGCCAAGAAUUUACAUUGCGCUGCGGGGAGUCCCGGUUCUUUCACACUGCCUGUGAGGUGCCUGGUCCUUUACCUACAGAGUCUGGAAUGUUUAAAAAGUCCAGCGCACAACCACCAGAAGAGAACAAAAGGAAACCAGUUUUGGGAAAACUCGGCACUCUGUUCACGGCAGGAAGGAGAAGGAACACCAGAAACGGGUUAGAGAGUCCCACCAGCUCAAAUGCCAAAUCAGUCUCUCCCAAAGAAGUAACCUCUUCCAAACUCCCCGAAACAGAGACUGAGAAGAGUCAACUUCAGGGCAGCCAACGAAAGCAGACAGACACGUGCGAGGAGGGCUCCCCCCAGGAGAAGUGCCAGGAGCCGGAGGGCCAGCGCCCCGAGGGCUGCGUCCAGGCGGCCCCCCCGGACGCCGAGCGGUCACCUGGCUCGGGCAGCCGUGCAGCGGAGGCGGCUGUGCAGCAGGGCCAUGAAAGUGACUCACCCCAAUUAGAACCUCUGGAGGCAGAGGGAGAGACUUUCCCAGAUGCCACCACCGCUGCCAAGCAGCUGCAUUCCUCACUAGGGAAUUCCUCCGGGCAGGAGAACGCUUCGCCCGGCGCUGGCCGCGAGCAGGAGCCAGCUCGGGGAGCGAGGGGCGUGCCGGGCUCGCCCGCCGGGGAGCAGCCGGCCGACGGGGCCGCCCGCGUGUGUGCCCAAGGAGGCUCUCCGGAGCACCAAGACGCGCUGAGCCAGCCCCCCGAGGACGCAUCGGCUCCUGCGGGCCACCGUCCCGCUGAGGGCGCAGAGAACCAGGCGGCUUCGGCGCCGGGAAACAGCAAAGCCGACCCCCCGGGGCAAGACUGUCGAUCCCGCGAGCGCGCCCACCGCGCCAAAGUGUUGACUCUGGACAUCUACUUGAGUAAGACUGAGGUGGCGCGGGUGGACGAGCCGGUUGUGAUCAGUCCCGGGGCUGAAGAUUGCGGCGAUUGCGAAGAUAUGGAGAAGAGGUCGAGCGGCCGAAGGUCGGGGAGGCGGAGGAGGUCGCAGAAAUCCACCGAUUCCCCCGGUGCUGACCCGCCGCUGCCUGACUGCGAGCCCCGGAAUGACGCGGUCUUCGACAAUGAGGUGGCGCCAAACGCGGCCGCCGAGAACGGCUCUGCUGAAAAGAAAGUGAAAUCUCCCCGGGCUGCCCCCGACGGGGGCGUUGCCUCUGUUUCCGGACUAGAGUCCAAGCCCAGCCCCAACCCCAAGGGGCAGCCGCUAGGGGAGUCGGAGCGGAGCAAGCAGCCGCCGCCCGCCUCGUCCCCCACCAAGAGGAGGGGCCGGAGCCACGUUCCGGAGGCCGUGCCCACCUCACCCGCCGGCGGCCCGCGGGCUCCGGCCAAGGACUCCCUUCCCAGGAGGGCGUCCGGCCCCGGCCCGGCCGCCAAGGAGAGCGGGGAGGAAGCGGCCCAGGUCAUCCACCGCAAGCUUAUGGUCAAGAGCAGCUCGCUGCCGUCCGAGAUCAAGCCCGAGACCAAGAGGGGGCCGCUCCCCAACCUCUUCGACGGCCGGGGAGAGGGAAGUCGAAGCAAAGAGCUGGGCAGAUCGGUCGGAGCUUCUGACGCCGACGGCUUGAAGCCCAGGACCCAUUUCGGUGUGGGCAAGUGGACAGUGACCACUUCAGUGACCAUCCCUGCCAAGCCCAAACAUGUGGAACUAAAUCUUAAAACCCCUAAGAAUCUUGGCAGUUUGGGAAAUGCGCAUAAUCCAUUUAGCCAGCCAGUUCACAAAGGAAACACUGCCACCAAAAUCUCCUUAUUUGAAAACAAGCAGGCAAACAAUAGCCCAAGACACGCUGACCUUCGAGGUGUGAGGAACACUCCUGCCUCUAAUAAAACAUUUGUCGAGAGGGCACAGCUGAAUUUAGCCAAAAAAGCCAAGGAAAUGGAGGAGCCCGAAAAGAAGUUGAUGCCAAAUAGUCACCAGAAUGGUGUGCUGGGGAAGGAAACCUCGGCAGAAGCCAAAGUUACUGUUCCUGAAGAGGAGACUCCUGGUUCUUGGCUUAACCAAGGUGAUAAGGUAGAUGGGCAAACAGAUGCUGGCUGCCCUUCUGAACCAGUGCUUACUGCUCUGAUUCCUGUUAAGGACCACGAGCUCUUAGGAGAGGACAACUCAAAGGCUGACAGCAAAAGACUUGAACGUGAAAAUAUGACUGAUACAGCACAAGACAGCCCUGACGUUCUUGAGGCCAAAGAUUCACCUCCAACAGCCAUACCAAAGCCACAGGAUGGAUUUUCUGACUCACAGCACCCAGCUGGGUCAUCUAAUGGGCCUUCUCUUUCACUGGCUGCCCCCAUUCCUGUGGAUGAUCCCAAAGACACAUGUGCUCAAGCUCCUGUAAGCAGUUUUCUGUGCACUGAUCUAAAAGUGUCAGAAAACCAUAAUGGAUGUACUCUGCCUGUGUCUCAUCAGAAUAAUGAGAAGAUGUCCCCCUCCAGACUUGCAGGAGGAGGAGGGGGAGAAAGAAGCCCUCCUUUGUCCCCAGAGCACAGCCUGGCAGCUAUGGGAAAUGAGUGUCCAUCCAAGGUCCUUGUCCAGGUCAGGUCCUUCGUGCUCCCUGUGGAGAACACCAAGGAUGUCCACUCUGGGAUCAUCUCAGAUAGCUCUGAAGUUAGAGAAGCACAGUUGCCAAGCUGUCACAAUAAUGAACUUGAAGUGGUUUCCGUUGCAAGUCGUACUCCCCAGAAAGAGGAAGUACAGGGCAAUAAGAGCACAUCACCCAAACACAUUCACUGCACAGAGGAGCACGUAGCAAAAUCUGGCCCACAAGUCAUGCCGCCCGAAUCAGAAAAAACUCUGCCUAUUCGGGGCAACGGAAAACCCGUGAAGACUGAAUCCAGCACCACCAACUACCCUGGCAACAGAAAUCAUUUAGAAACCCCUCAAAGACCCAAUCAAAAUGUUGUAAAUGGCCAGGACAGUCCUGCCAGCCUUUUGAACAUUUCUGCUGGUAGUGAUGAUAGUGUAUUCGAUUCUUCUUCUGAUAUGGAAAAAUUCACUGAGAUUAUAAAAAAGAUGGACAGCGCAGUUUGUGUGCCCCAGAAGAAAAAGAAGGCCAGGAUGCCAAACUCCUCUGCCCCUCACUUCGCCAUGCCUCCUAUUCAUGAGGACAAUUUAGAAAAGGUGUUUGAUCCCAAUGUGUUUACCUUUGGUUUGGGUAAGAAAAAGGAAGGCCAGCCAGAAAUGUCACCAGCUUUACCUCUGAUGCAGAAUCUUGACACCAAAUCCAAACUGAGACCCAAACGUUCAUCCACUGAACAGAGUGUCCUUUUCAAGUCCUUGCAAACUCGCACUAGUGGGAAAGGCGAGCCUCUGGCGGCUCCAGAAGUAAAUGACAAGGAGAACAAGGAUGUCACAAACGGUGGAGUCAAGAGAUCGAGGCUAGAAAAAAGUGCACUUUUCUCAAGCAUGUUAUCUUCUUUACCACAAGACAAAAUCUUUUCUCCCUCUGUAACAUCAGUCAAUACCAUGACCACAUCUUUCGACACCGCUCACAGCAGUUCUCUUUCUCGGCCUUCCGUGUUACAGCCCGUGGCUGAGGGUGCCCCACCCUGUGGUUCAGAGAAAGAACAGCCAAGUCUGCCACCCAGCAACAUAAAGGUCUUCAAUUUCAACUCGUCAGAUACGUCUCAUUUGGGAUUGGAAAGUCCGAGCUCCGUGGAAAAGUACCUGCAAAAAGAGGAAAACAGAAAAGAUCUGGAUUCACGAAGCAACCUACCCGUGCCAAAAACUACAUUUUCUGAAUUUUCAAAACUGAGGAACAGUGGUGAUAUGGAAAAGGCUAAUCAUAUUGAAAGUGUUCUUAAAUCGAACUUGCCGAGCUAUGGAAGCAGUGACACAGACUUCCCGGGUCUUUUCAAAUCCACCCUGUUUGACCCAAGCAUUUCUUUUUCUGGAAUGUCAUUAUCAGAUACAACAACACUUAAAGGAAGUGUCCAGAAUAAAAUCAAUCCCCGACCUGGAAAGGUGGUGAUAUACGGUGAACCCGACGUCUCAGAGGAGUGCAUUGAAGUGUUCAGUGACGUUGAGGAUUGCAGCUCUUGGAGCCUCUCUCCGGUGAUACUCAUAAAAGUUGUUAGAGGAUGCUGGAUUUUGUACGAGAAACCAAAUUUUGAAGGACACUCCAUCCCCUUAGAAGAGGGAGAAUUGGAACUGUCUGGUCUCUGGGAUAUAGAAGAUAUUUUGGAGAGAAACGAUGAUGAGGCAGAGUCGGCUAAGCCUGUGGUGAUUGGUUCAAUCAGACUUGUGGUCCAGGAUUACAGAGUUAGUCAAAUCGACUUAUUUACUGAACCAGAUGGGUUAGGACUUCUAAAUUCCUACUUUGAUGAUAUUGAAGAAAUGCAGGGGUUUGGUAUGAUGCAGAAGACUUGUUCCAUUAAAGUACAUUGGGGCACAUGGCUGAUUUACGAAGAGCCUGGAUUUCAGGGUGUCCCUUUUAUCCUGGAACCUGGUGAAUACCCUGACUUAUCCUUCUGGGAUACAGAGGAGGCGUACAUUGGAUCCAUGCGGCCUCUGAAAAUGGGUGGCCGUAAAGUUGAAUUCCCUAUAGAUCCAAAGGUAGUUAUUUAUGAAAAGCCUUUCUUUGAAGGAAAAUGUAUGGAACUAGAAAAAGAGGUGUGUAAUUUUAUCAUGGAAGGAGGUGAAACAACUGGAAAUGAACAUUUGCCCCUUACAUCAGUGGGAUCUAUGAAAGUUCUAAGAGGCAUUUGGGUUGCUUAUGAGAAGCCUGGCUUUACUGGUCAUCAGUAUUUGCUUGAAGAAGGAGAAUAUAAGGACUGGAAUGACUGGGGAGGCUACAGUGGAGAACUUCAGUCUUUACGACCUGUAUUAGGUGAUUUUUCAAAUGCUCACAUGAUAAUGUACAAUGAAAAAAACUUUGGAUCCAAAGGUUCCAGUAUUGAUGUGUUAGGAAUUGUUGCUAAUUUAAAGGAGACUGGAUACGGAGUGAAGACACAGUCUGUUAACGUACUGAGUGGAGUAUGGGUAGCCUAUGAAAAUCCUGACUUCACAGGAGAACAGUAUGUACUGGAUAAAGGCUUUUAUACCAGCUUUGAGGACUGGGGAGCCAAAAAUUGUAAGAUCUCUUCUGUUCAACCCAUAUGUUUGGAUUCUUUCAGCAGCCCAGGGAGACAAAAUCAGAUUCACUUGUUUUCGGAACCACAGUUUCAAGGUCGCAGUCAGUGUUUUGAAGAAACAACAAGUCAAAUUGAUGAGUCAUUUUCUGCCAAGUCUUGCAGAGUUUUAGGAGGCAGCUGGGUUGCAUAUGACGGAGAAAAUUUCUCGGGUAAUCAGUACGUGUUGGAGGAAGGCCACUAUCCUUCACUGUCUGCAAUGGGAUGCCUGCCUGAAGCAACUUUCAAGUCUGUUCGUUUUAUAGAUGUCGAAUUUUCUGAACCAACAAUUAUUCUUUUUGAAAGAGAAGACUUCAAAGGAAAAAAGAUUGAAUUUAGUACAGAAAUAGUUAAUCUCCAAUCCCUAGGAUUCAACACGCACAUACGCUCUGUUCAGGUGACUGGUGGCAUAUGGGUUACUUAUGAAUAUGGCAAUUACAGGGGUCGACAGUUCCUACUGUCACCAGCAGAAGUACCUAAUUGGUAUGAAUUCAGUGGCUGUCGCCAAAUAGGUUCUCUACGACCUUUUGUUCAGAAACGAAUUUAUUUCAGACUUCGAAACAAAGCAACUGGAUUAUUCAUGUCAACCAAUGGAAACUUAGAGGAUCUGAAGCUUCUCAGAAUACAGGUCAUGGAGGAUGUCGGUGCUGAUGAUCAGAUUUGGAUUUAUCAAGAAGGAUGCAUCAAGUGCAGGAUAGCAGAAGACUGCUGCCUGACCAUCGUGGGGACCCUAGUAACCUCUGGCUCUAAACUGGGCCUGGCGCUCGAACAGAACGUCGACAGUCAGUUCUGGAGCAUGAAGUCUGAUGGCAGGAUCUAUAGCAAGCUGAAGCCAAAUUUAGUUUUAGAUAUCAAAGGGGGUACACAGUAUGAUCAAAAUCACCUUAUCCUCAACAGUGUCAGCAAAGAGAAGUUAACACAGGUGUGGGAAGCCAUGGUCCUAUAG
Messenger RNA from Lipotes vexillifer (Yangtze River dolphin), 6291 nucleotides. RefSeq names its product crystallin beta-gamma domain containing 1 (gene CRYBG1). The transcript is spliced from 22 exons. Lineage: Eukaryota; Metazoa; Chordata; Mammalia; Artiodactyla; Lipotidae. Bases 1 to 6291 code for a protein of 2096 amino acids. The record is from RefSeq and is a predicted model, not a curated record.